UUGUUUUCUUUCCCACAUCCUAGUUACUGUUUUCAUCAACAUUAGUAUCCGUGGACACAAGUCCAAAAUUGAUGUCGUUGAUAUUUUUAAAUGAUCAUUUAGGAGGGAGCUCAAACACACAUGUCUGAGCUCUAUCUAAGCACACAACGACUUGUUGCAGUGCAUGCAAUUGGAAGUGUGUCAAACGGCAAAGAUGGAACAAGAGCGGACUAACCAUUUGGGCACAGCUCCAGUAAUUCCACCCGGAUCAAUAAUUAUUGCAGACUGGCAUAGGUGCCCCGAUAGUAAAGAAUAUUUCAGCAGACUAUUUCAAAAGAAAAGGCGCAAAAUGUUUGGUCUUCUUGAAGCCCCUGCGAUGCCUCCGCAAACGCACGUCGACAUCGUCCGCUACAAAAUAUUUCUAGCAGGGAAAAGCGGCGUUGGAAAGACUGCUCUAGCUGCCCGUCUAGGCGGAUCAGACAUUCCCAGUAGGCCUAUGCAUUAUGAAACUACAGGUAUUGAGACAACAGCAGUGUUCUGGCCAGUGAAACUGAAGGAGAAUGGCCAAGUAAUAUUCUUCAAGUUCCUCUUUUGGGAUUGUGGGGAGAAUUCACUUCGCAGAUUUGACCACUUGUUACCGUCAUGUAAGGAGCAAGCAGAUGCAAUGUUGUUUUUAUUCUCAUUUACCGACCAUGCCUCCUUUGAAGAUUUAUCAAAUCAGAUAUCCAGAGUGUCAGACCCUUCUGAUAAAAUUGUUAAAUUGGUCGUGGGCACUAAAUUUGACCUGUUCAUGCACACUGACGUGACAGAGAGGGAGAUAGCCCGCUUCCAGGAGACAUGGGGCUUGCCCGUCUUCCGUAUCGGGGGAGACGUUAAUGGGGGCUUGGGUGAGGUCGCCCCACUCCUCAACGCUCUGGCUGAACAUCUCUGGCACCAGGACUGUGUUGCUGCAAGCUGCCUUCCUCUGUCCUCUCAGGUCUGAGUUGGGGAACAAAGGCAUGAAGUACAAGAGUCCAGACACUCGUGUAUCCACUGCAUGCACCUUAUGGACAGCAGAAAGCUGUUUUAAUGACUCCUGAUUGAUUGUGUCUCUUGUAUUUAUUAGAACGACUUAUGUCAGUCAGACAGGUGAUGUAAUUUAAAUGUAAUAGCCUCAUUUGUUUACUGAAAUUAUUAAAAACACGGUGUGCUUUCUCAUA
Messenger RNA from Sardina pilchardus (European sardine), 1178 nucleotides. It is a transcript of the gene cplane2, whose product is annotated as ciliogenesis and planar polarity effector 2. The coding region runs from base 164 to 961 and encodes 265 amino acids. NCBI's taxonomy places the organism in Eukaryota, Metazoa, Chordata, Actinopteri, Clupeiformes, Clupeidae. Gene Ontology annotation, molecular function: GTP binding; GTPase activity. The transcript is spliced from 5 exons. The record is from RefSeq and is a predicted model, not a curated record.